Messenger RNA from Tyto alba (common barn owl), 898 nucleotides. RefSeq names its product histone H4. Lineage: Eukaryota; Metazoa; Chordata; Aves; Strigiformes; Tytonidae. The transcript has a single exon. Bases 40 to 351 code for a protein of 103 amino acids. Gene Ontology annotation, biological process: nucleosome assembly. Gene Ontology annotation, molecular function: protein heterodimerization activity; DNA binding; structural constituent of chromatin. The record is from RefSeq and is a predicted model, not a curated record. Gene Ontology annotation, cellular component: nucleosome.
UUUGCUGGAGUGCGCGCUCGCGGCAGGAGUAGCAUCGUCAUGUCCGGGCGCGGCAAAGGCGGGAAGGGGCUCGGCAAGGGGGGCGCCAAGCGGCACCGCAAGGUGCUGCGCGACAACAUCCAGGGCAUCACCAAGCCGGCCAUCCGGCGCCUGGCUCGGCGCGGCGGCGUGAAGCGCAUCUCGGGGCUGAUCUACGAGGAGACGCGCGGCGUGCUGAAGGUGUUCCUGGAGAACGUGAUCCGCGACGCCGUGACCUACACGGAGCACGCCAAGAGGAAGACGGUGACGGCCAUGGACGUGGUGUACGCGCUCAAGCGCCAGGGACGCACCCUCUACGGCUUCGGCGGCUGAAGCGUUUUGCUCCUGCACCAUCUCGAAAACCCAAAGGCUCUUUUAAGAGCCACCCACUUCCUCCGAAGAAGAGCUGGGACAUUGUCGUCUGUAAAGGAGUGUCUGAAGCACCUACUCCCCAUAUUUCGAAGUUUGUCAAAACAUGAUUAUGGAGUACUACUGCAACAUUUUGUGCUUAGAUAAGUGCGGUAUAAUGUCUUAAAUUUGCUGUUAAUGGCGAAGUUGUCUUUCCUGUGUAAAAACGCAUUUUUCUUUGUGUACUUCUAAAUUCCUGUGCAGAUGUUGUACCCCACUAAAAAACAUUUCAAUUGCUCUUUGCAAUUAAAAGUGAAUGUUUGUUACACUUUUUUUUUUUUUUUUUUAUUGUCGAUUUAAGUAUAAUUGUCUGGAAUACUCAAUGUCUCGUAUUUGGAAAUUCUCAUUUAACUAAGAGUUUCUAAUCUGCCCUAAGAAAGGGAAAUCAAUUUACCCUACGGAAAAACAUGAAAUUUGCUCGAGUGAUAAAAGUUGUCUCUAUAUUUCUAAAUAAAUUUUUUCUUUAAUGUAA